Messenger RNA from Rubroshorea leprosula, 1084 nucleotides. The record is from the annotation of a GenBank genome assembly. NCBI's taxonomy places the organism in Eukaryota, Viridiplantae, Streptophyta, Magnoliopsida, Malvales, Dipterocarpaceae.
AAUCAAUGAAUUGGAACAAAGAUCAAAAGUUCUUGCUAGUAGUAUCUAUGAGAAAGGCACUCAAUGGGGGAAAGAGAUGGGAUUGGUAUAUGGGUGUCCAGUUGAAGACAUUGUUACUGGCUUGACAAUCCAGUGUAGGGGCUGGAAAUCAGUUUAUUACAAUCCAGAAAGGGAGGCUUUUCUAGGUGUUGCUCCAGCAACAUUAGACACAGGUCUUAUUCAGUUCAAGAAGUGGUCUGAAGGCAUGUUCCAGAUUUUCUUCUCAAAAUAUUGUCCCUUCAUUUAUGGACAUAAGAAGAUAAAACUGUGUGCUCAGAUGGGAUACUGUAUUUAUCUUUUAUGGGCUCCACUUUCGCUCCCUACUCUGUAUUAUGUCAUUGUACCUCCCCUUUGUCUUCUCCAGGGCAUCCCUCUCUUUCCAAAGGUUUCAAGCCCAUGGUUCAUACCCUUUGUGUAUGUGUUCCUAUCCAGGAACAUUUAUAGCAUAGUUGAAGCUUUAAGAUGCGGCAGCACUAUUAAGGCCUGGUGGAACCUGCAAAGGAUGGUGAUGAUUCGAAGAACUACUUCCUUCUUCUUUGCAUUUGUCGACACCAUCAUCAAGAAGCUAGGAUUAUCCCAGACAACAUUUGUCCUAACGGCAAAGGUGGCAGCGGAGGAUGUCUCAACGAGAUAUGAGCAACAAGUGAUGGAGUUCGGAAGCUCCUCGAUCAUGUUUACCCUCAUAGCAACACUUGCAAUGCUAAACCUCAUCAGUCUAGCUGGAGCAGCAGUUAAGACUGUUAUGCUUGUGGAGUACUUGAAGGAGAUGGAGAGGUUAAUCUCGCAAGUUGGUGUUUGUGCUUUAGUGGUUAUGUUAAAUGCUCCUGUGUUCGAAGCACUGUUCCUUAGGAAGGAUAAAGGACGCUUGCCUUUUUCUGUUCUGUUCAAAUCCGUUGUCUUUGUUUCAUUGGCAUGCCUCAUACCCGUAAGAUAGAAUAAUAACAGUUAUAAAUGUCGUUCUUAAUAAAAAUAUAGCACUCAUUGCGGAGGAGUAUGUAGUACUAUAUUUUUGAAUAAUUAUCGAUAAUAAUAAUAGUAAUGCAAU